Bursaphelenchus okinawaensis is the source of this 2214-nucleotide messenger RNA. NCBI's taxonomy places the organism in Eukaryota, Metazoa, Nematoda, Chromadorea, Rhabditida, Aphelenchoididae. The record is from the annotation of a GenBank genome assembly.
AUGAAUACAGAUCUCUUGGACAAAAACUUUGCAGUAGGCUAUCCGGAAGAGCUGGAUGGCCAACUGGACAUGGCUAAUGGCCAUGCUAACGUUUGUAAAUUUAAUAGAAUUGGCACAUUGGUUGCGGUCGGAUCGAAUGAUGGUCGUAUCUUUUUAUUCGACUUUGUUACUCGUGGAUUGAUUAAAGUAAGGUUUAAAAUUAUGUUAUUCGGAUUUUAGACAGUCUUGGCUUUCUUGGGAGUACAAAGUUUAGAAGAUUUUACUAGGUGUUUAUUUCCAAAAGCAGCUAUAACAUAUUGAAACAAUAUUUGAUCAUGGUUAAUAUCUAAAAGAACGUGUUUUGUUAAUUUUCAGUUGAUAAAUUGAAAGAUAUAAUUUUUAAUAGUUUUUUAGCAGAUUUUACAAGAUUUUUAUUACAAAAUUCGGUAUCAGCAAGCUAAUUUAAAUGAGCAUUUACUCAUUAUAUUAUUUUAGAGCUGGACAGCCCAUGUGAAGCCGAUAGCCUCAUUGGACUUUAGUCGUAAUGGUCGUAUGUUGUUGUCAGGAAGUGCUGAAAGUGCAGUAGCUUUGUGGAAUGUUGUGGACACAAAUGGUCAUGUGGAUCGAUUUCAUUUUGGGACUUGUGUUACUGCUACUUAUGCUCAUUUUAAUCCAAGGUAAGCCUUAUCUCUUUGAUUAUUUUAAUUUUUAGGGAUGAAAAUCAGUUUUUGGUGCUAAUUUUUGGUACUCAAACCUCUUCAUCUGUAUGUUCGUGCAUUCUUCGUGACAUUUCGAAGAAAGAGGAAGUUAGGUUAGGAGCUCAGUUGCCAAGUCAAGAUGACGCAUUAUCAGCUGCGACCUUUGACAAAAGAGGACAGUUUGUUAUGUUGGGCACUAUUAAGGUCUGUUUUGUAUUUUUUGGUUUAAAAUUCUUUAUUUUUUAAGGUUAUUUUAAAUUUUUUUUGGUUAGUUUUUUAGAUUUUUUGGUUUAGAAGUAGGGCUUUGGCUAAAAUAUUGAAGUAAAGGAUGAUAUUUAAGAUUAUUUGUUUAGGGACGAGUGUUAAUGUACUGCACAAAGACUAAAAAGCUUCUGAAGACCUUGGCACAACCUGUGAAUCACAUGGUGAGUUUAAUUUUUAGCUUUUGGAUACGUUUCUACCUGUUUUUGACAAGGCAAUUGAUUGAUUUUGGCUGUUUUUAACUACAUUGAUGUCUUUCUUUAAAAAAAUUAUUUUGUACAUAGCAAUGCAUCGUUCCAAAGCAGUUUUACCUUUUAUCUAAGCUGAGAGUCAAGUUACAACCAUUUAUUCUCCUUUUCAGAUCCGAAACUUCAUAGUAACACGAAGAAAUGGGUUUGUAAUGACAAAUUCAUACGAUCGAAUUGUCCGUUGCUACCGCUUGGAAGACUUUAAGAACGCAAGUGAUGGUCAAGUUAUAGAACCGCUUCAAAAGUUCCAAGACAUGGUGAAUAAGAUCUCAUGGAAGCUGAUAUGUGCCUCAAACGAAGGAGACUAUGUGUGUGGAGCUAGUGCCAAAUCUCAUUCUUUGCACAUUUGGGAAAGGAAUUCUGGGAAUUUGAUCAAGAUUCUGCAUGGACCUAAGGUAAUGUGCGACUAGGGGCGUUGUUACAGGUUUUGGGGUGCGGGGGGGGGGGGGGUAAAAUUUUUAUUUAGGGGAGGAUUUUUUGAAUUUUGGGGAUGAUAAUUGUUUUUGAAGCGCCAGUGUUGGAAACAGUUUUUUUUGGAUUGGGUAGGAUAAAAAAAUCGGAAGAGGAAGGGGUGGUAAAAAACUUUGAGGGAGGGGUAAAAAAAAUUUUUGAAGUUUGAAUUUUAUAAAACAGAAAAAUAACAACAUAUUCUUCAGGGAGAGCUUCUGACCGACGUCCAAUGGCACCCAUCUCGCUCAAUAAUCCUCUCCGUAGCCAAUGGUGUCGUCUCCAUCUGGACCCAAGCCCAUGUCGAAAACUGGUCUGCCUUUGCUCCAGAUUUUGUCGAACUUGAUGAUAACCGAAAGUACGUGGAAACAGAGUUUGAAUUCGAUGUUGAGGAUGAAGAUGCAUCUGAAGAGACCAAGGAUCGCUUGGACGAAGAUGAAGAAGCCGAGAUUGAUGUUACAGGCCUAGACCCGGCUGAUAUUGGCUCAAGCGACGAGGAUGUGAAUGAUGAUGGCACGCUAUGGUUCUUGCCAGUCACAAAAGAAAUUGAACAGUUUGAAGACGAAAAACCUCACGUUUAA